AAAAGACGACUUGGCAUCGUCCACCACAUCCGCGGCAACGCCUCCUUGGUGUCGUCCGCUUCCAAUAACCCAGCUUGCGUCCUGCACACUUGUGGCUUCCGUGCACACAUUAACAACUCAUGGUUCUAGCUCCCAGUCGCCAAGCGUUGCCAAGGCGUUGAGAGGUCAUCUGCGAAGUCUUUUACCCAGAAUUGCUUUGAUUCAGGCCAGCUGGUUUUUCCUGCGGUGAUUCGGAAAUUCGCGCCCUCCUCUGGUCCUCAUCCGGGUGCGCGCGAAGCAGGUGCCCAGGAGAGAGGGGAUAAUGAAGAUUCCAUGCUGAUGAUCCCAAAGAUUGAACCUGCAGACCAAGCGCAAAGUAGAAACUGAAAGUACACUGCUGGCCGAUCCUACGGAAGUUAUGGAAAAGGCAAAGCGCAGAGCCACGCCGUAGUGUGUGCCGCCCCCCUUGGGAUGGAUGAAACUGCAGUCGCGGCGUGGGUAAGAGGAACCAGCUGCAGAGAUCACCCUGCCCAACACAGACUCGGCAACUCCGCGGAAGACCAGGGUCCUGGGAGUGACUAUGGGCGGUGAGAGCUUGCUCCUGCUCCAGUUGCGGUCAUCAUGACUACGCCCGCCUCCCGCAGACCAUGUUCCAUGUUUCUUUUAGGUAUAUCUUUGGACUUCCUCCCCUGAUCCUUGUUCUGUUGCCAGUAGCAUCAUCUGAUUGUGAUAUUGAAGGUAAAGAUGGCAAACAAUAUGAGAGUGUUCUAAUGGUCAGCAUCGAUCAAUUAUUGGACAGCAUGAAAGAAAUUGGUAGCAAUUGCCUGAAUAAUGAAUUUAACUUUUUUAAAAGACAUAUCUGUGAUGCUAAUAAGGAAGGUAUGUUUUUAUUCCGUGCUGCUCGCAAGUUGAGGCAAUUUCUUAAAAUGAAUAGCACUGGUGAUUUUGAUCUCCACUUAUUAAAAGUUUCAGAAGGCACAACAAUACUGUUGAACUGCACUGGCCAGGUUAAAGGAAGAAAACCAGCUGCCCUGGGUGAAGCCCAACCAACAAAGAGUUUGGAAGAAAAUAAAUCUUUAAAGGAACAGAAAAAACUGAAUGACUUGUGUUUCCUAAAGAGACUACUACAAGAGAUAAAAACUUGUUGGAAUAAAAUUUUGAUGGGCACUAAAGAACACUGAAAAAUAUGGAGUGGCAAUAUAGAAACACGAACUUUAGCUGCAUCCUCCAAGAAUCUAUCUGCUUAUGCAGUUUUUCAGAGUGGAAUGCUUCCUAGAAGUUACUGAAUGCACCAUGGUCAAAACGGAUUAGGGCAUUUGAGAAAUGCAUAUUGUAUUACUAGAAGAUGAAUACAAACAAUGGAAACUGAAUGCUCCAGUCAACAAACUAUUUCUUAUAUAUGUGAACAUUUAUCAAUCAGUAUAAUUCUGUACUGAUUUUUGUAAGACAAUCCAUGUAAGGUAUCAGUUGCAAUAAUACUUUUCAAACCUGUUUAAAUAUUUCAAGACAUUUAAUCUAUGAAGUAUAUAAUGGUUUCAAAGAUUCAAAAUUGACAUUGCUUUACUGUCAAAAUAAUUUUAUGGUUCACUAUGAAUCUAUUAUACUGUAUUAAGAGUGAAAAUUGUCUUCUUCUGUGCUGGAGAUGUUUUAGAGUUAACAAUGAUAUAUGGAUAAUGCCCAUGAGAAUAAGAGAGUCAUAAACCUUAAGUAAGCAACAGCAUAACAAGGUCCAAGAUACCUAAAAGAGAUUUCAAGAGAUUUAAUUAAUCAUGAAUGUGUAACACAGUGCCUUCAAUAAAUGGUAUAGCAAAUGUUUUGACAUGAAAAAAGGACAAUUUCAAAAAAAAUAAAAUAAAAUAAAAAUAAAUUCACCUAGUCUAAGGAUGCUAAACCUUAGUACUGAGUUACAUUGUCAUUUAUAUAGAUUAUAACUUGUCUAAAUAAGUUUGCAAUUUGGGAGGUAUAUUUUUAAGAUAAUAAUAUAUGUUUACCUUUUAAUUAAUGAAAUAUGUGUAUUUAAUUUUGACACUAUAUCUGUAUAUAAAAUAUUUUCAUACAGCAUUACAAAUUGCUUACUUUGGAUAACAUUUCUCCUUUGAUAAAAUAAAUGAGCUAUGUACUAACACUGCCAGAUUCAGUUAAUAAAUCUCAACAGAAUUUUUAAGAUGAGAUUUUUAAUACUUCACUGCUCUUUAAUUUUCUACUUUCAUUGAAUAUAUGACCUUUAAUAGCCUAUUACCAACAAGGAAUAUGAGACAUUACCUUCUAUGUUAAAUUUUAGUCUUUUAAAAGAAACUUGUCUGGAAAUGUCUGCAGUCUUCAUUCACUGAUAAAGGGAAAUGGAAACACUAUUCUAAGCAGGCCAGAAUCUACAAAUAGCUGUCAGUUUGCAUUGCACUGAACUCACAUCCUUCAUGCUCUUUCUCAGCCUCAUCACCAUCUAGUUAUGUGCUGAUGGGCUUUAUUUGAUCUACAGAAGAUGCUCUGGUGACACCCUCAGUGUGUGUUGGUAACACCUUCCUGCCUUCUCUCACUUUCCUUGACCCAUAUGACAUUUCACCUUCACUGGUGCGAUAGCUGUAUAGAAUUGUAUACACUUCCAUACAAUUUACUGAACUGCCCCAUUAACAGGACUUUGAGUCAAGUAUUUUUUUCUGUUUGGUUAUCACUGUUAACUCCAGAAAGAUGAGUUGACUGACAUUUUUUAGAAGCAAAUGACUCUUCACCAAGCUUUCUUUCUUCAGAUGGACUUUUCUAAGUAGGUUAUGCUCCUUCCAUCAUAAAACAUGGUCAACCAUGUGGUACACCUCUACCCUGAUUACUGGAGAUAUUGGUAAACCAUUAGUUAGAGAAAUGAGGGAAUUUACAUUUCUAAAGGUAAACUCUUGAAACUGUCCUUGAAAAUGUUUCCUUCAAGGCUAUCUAUAAUGUUCCCUAACAGUGUUAAAAAAUAUAUUCUCUCUGAUGUUGUGGUAAAAUAAGGGUCAAUAUUUUUUAAAUGCUUGUUUAAAAAUGCUAUUAAAAUUUUCUUCCUUGGUUUC
This is a messenger RNA of Pan troglodytes (chimpanzee), 3020 nucleotides long. It is a transcript of the gene IL7, whose product is annotated as interleukin 7. Lineage: Eukaryota; Metazoa; Chordata; Mammalia; Primates; Hominidae. Bases 627 to 1160 code for a protein of 177 amino acids. The transcript is spliced from 6 exons. The record is from RefSeq and is a predicted model, not a curated record. Gene Ontology annotation, biological process: immune response. Gene Ontology annotation, molecular function: growth factor activity; interleukin-7 receptor binding. Gene Ontology annotation, cellular component: extracellular region.